Belonocnema kinseyi is the source of this 552-nucleotide messenger RNA. RefSeq lists its product as uncharacterized. The coding region runs from base 1 to 552 and encodes 183 amino acids. The record is from RefSeq and is a predicted model, not a curated record. Lineage: Eukaryota; Metazoa; Arthropoda; Insecta; Hymenoptera; Cynipidae. The transcript has a single exon.
AUGUACAGACAAGUCCAGGUACACAGAGACGAUCAGGAUCUUCAACUGAUCCUGUGGAGAAAACCGCCAAAUAUUUUAGUUGAAACGUAUAGUCUUACUACUGUUGCUUACGGUUUGUUUUCUGCUCCUUUUCUUGCAUUUCGUUGCAUUCAACAACUCGCCAAUGAUGAGGGUGAAAAUUAUCCAAAAGCAGCAGAAGUUGUACAUCGAGGGACUUACGUGGACAACGUAAUCACAGGUGCAGAUAACUUCGAGGAGGCAAUUUCUUUACAGAAUCAAUUGCAUCAACGUUUCACAGCGGGCGGCUUUCCAUUUCGCAAAUGGAUGUCAAGUGAUUCUGAUCUACUAGAAAAAAUUCCACAUGAACUUCGAGCAUCGUCUCAGCUUCUAACCAUGGAAUUCAAGCAAUCGUUUUAUAUGCUGGGCCUUUCUUGGAAUCCUCAACAAGGUGUAAUAACUUUCGAAGUCCAUUUACCAGCCUGUCUAAAUGUCAUCACAAAACGUACAGUUUUGAGUCAGAUAGAUCAGCUGUUUGAUCCGCUGGAAUGUUAG